AUGGUAAACUUUUUUAAAUCUAUAAAUGAAAUUUUGCUGAAAAAAAAUAAUUUACGUUUAAGAAAUAGUAUAUUUGAAAAAAAGAAACAUUUUUAUAGUAUAAAAAUAGUUGAUACAUUGAAAAAUAAAAAUGUAAAAGUGUAUGAUGAUUUAAUAAAAAAAAAAAAAAAGGUAGAGAAAGAAAAAGAUAAAUUAAAAAAAGAAGAGAGUAAUUUAAUGAAUACGAAAAAUGAUUUAUAUGAAUUGAAUAAAAAUAAAACCAUUUUUUAUGAAAGUGAAAGAAUUAUUAAAUGUGUAAGUGGGAAUGGAGGAGAUGGAACUAUAAGUUUUAAAAAAUACAAAAGAAAAGUUUUCGGGGUAUUAGGAUUACCUAAUGGUGGUAAAGGAGGAAAUGGUGGUAGUAUUUAUUUAUGUUAUUUAAACAUAGAUAGACAAAAAAAGAAAUCAAAAAAAGCAAAUAAAAAUGAUUUAAAUAAACACCUAUAUAUUAAUAAUUUGAACGAAUUACCAUGCGUUUUAUCUGCAACAAAUGGAGAAAAAGGAAAGUCAAAUCAAUUAAGGGGAAAAUGUGGAAGUAACAUUUUUAUUUAUUUAAAUAAAAUAUGCCAUGUUUAUAAACUUUUUCCAGAUACAGAUGAUAAUAGUAACGUAAAUUCCUCGAAAAAAGAAAGUCUAAAUAACCAUUCAGAAAAUGAUAUUUCUGAAAACAAAGAAUUAAAUAAUCAUAACACUUUUGAUAAUGACAGAAUAAGUGGAAAAAUAAUACAAAGACUUAACAGUUCUAUGAAUAAAGAAUCAAUGAAUAAUAAUAAUUUAAUAAAAAAAAAUUUGAAUGAAAGUGCGAUUAAUUAUAGCUCGAAUUACGAAGAAAAUGUUUAUAAUAUUUUAAAAAAGAAUGAUCCAGUAUAUAUUAAAAGAAAUAAUCAUAUUUUAAAAGAAAUUAUGAACUUUGAUAAAAAAAUAACAAAAGAAAUAUAUUUAGGACUUUUAAAUGAAAAUAAUGAUUGUAUAUUACUUUCAAGAGGAGGAGUAGGAGGUAAGGGAAAUAAUAUGAAGGAUACUUUUUCAUAUGAAAAAGGAGAAAAAGGCGAAACUAGUUAUAUAAAAAUUGUUUGUAAAUGUAUAAGUGAUAUUUGUUUUAUUGGUUAUAGUAAAUCAGGAAAAUCUACUUUGUUAUCAUUAAUUACUCAUAAAAUUUACACAGUUAAUAAUUUAUAUAUAUUAAAAAAAAUUUAUUUUAAAGACAAUUUUCAAAUAUCUGUAGCUGAUUUUUUUAAUUGUAAUGAUGAUUUAAGAAAAAAUAAAAAUGAAGAAAAUAUAUCUACAUUUUAUAUUAACCAAAAUUUAUUUAAAUAUUUAGAAUUAACACAUUUAAUUGUUAUUGUUCUUGAUUUUAACCAUAAUUUGAUUACCCAGUUUUAUAAUAUUAGAGAGGAAAUGAAAAAAGAUGAAAAGAUUUAUCGGAAACCAUAUAUUGUUGUUAUUAAUAAAUGUGAUAUAAACUUUAAAGAAAAUAUAAAGAAAGCUGAAGAUUCAUUUAAUGAAAUAAAAACAUAUGAUAAUAAUGUUUCCAUCUUUUUUAUAAGCGCAAAAUACGCAAUAGGAAUAAAUGAAUUUGUUAGUUGCUUAAGAAAUUUUAUACAAAAAUUAAAGCAAAAAAAUUAA
This is a messenger RNA of Plasmodium gallinaceum, 1665 nucleotides long. RefSeq names its product GTP-binding protein, putative. Gene Ontology annotation, molecular function: GTPase activity; GTP binding. Lineage: Eukaryota; Apicomplexa; Aconoidasida; Haemosporida; Plasmodiidae. The record is from RefSeq and is a predicted model, not a curated record. Gene Ontology annotation, cellular component: mitochondrion. The transcript is spliced from 2 exons. The coding region runs from base 1 to 1665 and encodes 554 amino acids.